Molecule: messenger RNA, 957 nt
Organism: Brassica napus (rape)
Lineage: Eukaryota; Viridiplantae; Streptophyta; Magnoliopsida; Brassicales; Brassicaceae
Exons: 2
Coding region: 1-957 (318 amino acids)
Source: RefSeq, a predicted model, not a curated record
AUGGUGGAUAGGAAUGGAUGGCACUUCACGAAUAAUGGUAAAUUCACAGUUAAAUCAGGAUAUCAAGUGGAGAGGAUCUAUCCGGAUAGGGAUCGAUUACCGCUAUUAAUUGGUCCUUCUGUUGAUGCUCUAAAGGCUUUUUGCUGGAAAAUACGGUGUCCACCAAAAAUCAAACAUUUUCUGUGGCAAUUGAUUUCAGGAUGUGUAGCAGUAAAGAAGAAUUUGCAGGCCCGAGGGAUGCAUGGGGAUAUAUGCUGUGCAAGAUGUGGAGCGGAAGAGGAAUCGAUUAAUCAUGUUUUCUUUGAGUGUCCUCCGGCUAUUCAGGUGUGGGCACUGUCAAAGAUUCCAACAAAUCAAGCUACUUUCCCGACAGGUUCUAUAUUUACAAAUAUGGAUCACCUAUUCUGGAGAGGUGUUCCACUGAUGGAGGAUCAUCAAUUUGCUUGGAUACUUUGGUACAUUUGGAAAGGAAGGAAUAAUAAGGUUUUUAGUAACUUGGAUAUAGAUCCGAGGGAAACUCUUAAAUUGGCUGAGACGGAAUCGACACUCUGGGCUGAUGCACAGUUACUAAAAGAUCAGAAGAGGGGGACAAAGACUCAGGUUACGCCUCUCCCGUCAAUUCCCGGUAGGUGGUGCUUUACAGAUGGAUCGUGGAAAGAGGGAGAUAGGUACUCUGGCCAGGGCUGGUUCAGUACUCUAGCUGGUUUUGAAGGUCUGAUGGGAGCAAGGAAUGUAAGAGCUUCCCUCUCGCCUCUACAUGCAGAGGUCGAAGCCUUACUAUGGGCAAUGGAAUAUAUCAAGAACUUGAAGGAGAGUUUUACACGAUCAGAGAUUGUACAUGUACCAAGGAUGCAAAAUACAAAGGCGGAUAGUCUAGCACGCAGCGUGAGAAAACAGCCGUCUUUCGUCAUCCACAUGGAUCAAUGUCUCCCAGGGUGGUUUACAGAGUCUAUAUGA